Rotaria socialis is the source of this 2241-nucleotide messenger RNA. Lineage: Eukaryota; Metazoa; Rotifera; Eurotatoria; Philodinida; Philodinidae. The record is from the annotation of a GenBank genome assembly.
AUGUGGAAGAAAAUAAAAGAAAUUCUUUGUAAGCAUACUGCUUACAAAGAUGAAUCAACAACACCAUUGGGCACCGCUACAAUGACGACGUCUGUUAUCGACCUAAGGUCGUUGCCAAUCAUGUCGUCGCAGCGAGCGGAAACAAGCGGUCAGCAUCAGUCAUAUCGUAAAUUAGGUGCUCAAACGUUGAACAAGACUGAUGAACAUUGCCGUUCAUUGUUCAAUCUUUUGCCAGCGUCAUUGCGUCCUCGUCACUAUUACCAACAUCGUCAAACAUCAAAUAAGAAAGGCGUUGAUGCUUCAACAACGGCGCAACCAUCAUCGUCAAACGAUAUCAUUCGUACUGAUUACGAUUCAGGUUACAUGUCACAAAGUCUCUUAAAUCGUACAUCAUCGUAUGCGUCAUGUUAUUCAGCUGUUGCAACUAUAAUGCCAAUAUCGUCCAUGACUCGACACAGAUCAAUUGAAAGUUUGCUACAAGGACAUUCAAAAUCAAAUCCAGCCAAUAUAUGUAUUAUCGUUCGAAAAAAUUUUGAACCAUUUGCUCAAGCACAUAUCGCUGUUACAAAAGGUAUGAUUGUGACUGCAUUGUUUUCUCGUGGACCUUGGCUUUACAUACGUGUUGAUUCUAAUGGGAAAACAGGUUAUAUUCCACGGAUCAUAUGUUCAUUAUGUCACAAUCGCAUGAGAAAAGCAAAUAAUUUAUCAGUUUCAUCAACCGACUCCUCGUUUAGUAAAGAAGAUGAAUUGCAUCUAACCGAAAUGUCUUUAAAAAAUGAAAAAGAUCUUGGUAACUCAUGCAAGCAACCCAUGAAUCGAUAUUUAUCGCAUAGUUCAGCUAUAAUUAAUAAUAAUAAUAAUUCAAAUCAACGAUUAGAACCUAUUUCUUUUGACGAACGUGAAAGAUGUAAUACAUAUACUUUACCCAGACAGCCACGAUCAAAUGUAUCAUCAUCAAAAGAUCGUCGAUUAACAAUAAGUUCUAUCAAUUAUCCAUCGUUAACGAGUAAACAACCAUCGGUUAAUAAUAAAAAUGACAGUAAAACAACAGCAAAUAACAACAGUAAUAGUGUUAUACCAGCACGUGAUACCGAUUCAUCUAGUACGCAAGAUUCUGGAUAUUCCGAGUCGACACCAUUUUUUCUUGUACAACAAGCAACACCGGAACAUGAACAACCACCGGCACAUCCAAUAUUGAAUAGUUCAAAAAAAUCUAUUACAACACCACAUUACGCAACUGCUCGACGUUCGACACUUUUGAAAAUUCCGGACUCAAUAAACCCAAGUCAACCACAUCAACAACAAAUGAACUCAAAUCGAAAUCAUCGACAUACACUUCUCAAUGGUAUAUCAACGAAUGAAAUGAUUAACAACGAUUCGAAUAGACGUCAUACAUUAGAUAAAAAUAAUAAUAAUAAAACUAUCAAUUCGACCACAUCAACAAAUAGUGCCGGUAGUCGUCCACGUGAAUUUGCUUUAAUAAGAAAUGUUCGUCAAGAUAAAUCUCAAUCACAACAGCAACGAGUAAAACCAUCUAUCUAUAAUUUACCGAAAAGUCAUGUACAAAUUCCAGCGAGUAUUUUUCUUAAUCAUCAUCGGCAAAAACAACAGUUCGGAAGUUCUCACAGUGCUUUUCGUCCUGUUCAGCCGACAACGAAACAUAAACGAGCGUCAAGCGAAGGACAUUCACGGUCAAUAUCGACAGCAUCGUCAUCGUCGUCGCCGUCGUCAACAUCGGCAUCAUCAUCCGACGUGUCAUUGAAUGUUGACAAGAGUCUUUCUAAACGAAGGCGUUUAUCAUGUGAUUUACCCGUUCCGAUUCUUUCGAAACUAAAUUCAAAUAGUUUAACACGUUCUGUCUGCGAUCAAUCAUCGUCCUCCAUAAAAUUAAAUCAUCAUUCUCGAACCAUGAGCGACAUAUUAUGCGAUCAAUUCAGUGAGAUCAAUAUUGAUGCGAUUGAAAAAGAUUCAAUGAUUCAACAUCAUCCAAAAAAAUUACAAAAUUCUCAACAUUGCUUAUUUACAACGAUAAAAGAUUAUCGUAGUUCUCGUGCUUCUUUUUCAGUUCAACGCGGUGAUUUUGUUUACGUACUUAAACAAGUCGGACAAGCUUCUUAUCUUGUUCGGAAACAAAAUGGUGGACAAAUAGGAUUUUUACCCAAAGCAUUGCUACAGCCGGCAACGUCGACAAGAAUAGAUGCUUUCCUAGAGACACAUGGAUUUCGCGAGACGGUUAUUUAA